This is a messenger RNA of Seriola aureovittata, 2084 nucleotides long. Its product is annotated as cytochrome P450 2F2-like. Gene Ontology annotation, cellular component: cytoplasm; intracellular membrane-bounded organelle. Gene Ontology annotation, molecular function: iron ion binding; oxidoreductase activity, acting on paired donors, with incorporation or reduction of molecular oxygen, reduced flavin or flavoprotein as one donor, and incorporation of one atom of oxygen; heme binding. Gene Ontology annotation, biological process: xenobiotic metabolic process. The record is from RefSeq and is a predicted model, not a curated record. The coding region runs from base 118 to 1689 and encodes 523 amino acids. Lineage: Eukaryota; Metazoa; Chordata; Actinopteri; Carangiformes; Carangidae. The transcript is spliced from 10 exons.
CUGUGUGUCCGCUCAUUUACAUUUAAACAUCCAGAGGAGGCAGGGCUGAGAGUUGAGCAACACUUUUAAAGCCAGUUAAGCGUCAGGUCUCUUCAAAUCAGCACACUCCGUUCCACCAUGUUUGUUUCUUUCAUUCUUCUGUGGAUCUGUGUUGUCUUUUUCAUUCUCUGUCUCAAAUGUCGGAGACCCAAGAACUUUCCGCCAGGUCCUCCUCCAUUGCCAGUGCUGGGGAACUUGCUGAACCUCAGCUUGGACAACCCCAUGAGGGACUUUGAGAAGCUGAGGAGGUGCUAUGGAAACGUCUACAGCCUGUUCAUUGGUCCCAAACCAGCCGUUGUCAUUAAUGGGGUGCAGGCCAUGAAGGAGGCUAUGAUGACCAAGGCUGUUGAUUUUGCUGGACGACCCCAAGACAUUUUUGUCAGUGAUCUCACCCAGAACGGAAUGGUUCUUGCAGACUAUGGCCCCAGUUGGAAGGAGCAUCGCCGCUUUGCUCUGAUGACCUUAAGGAAUUUUGGUCUGGGGAAGCAGUCCAUGGAGCAGAGGAUUCUGGGAGAGAUACAGUACACAGUGGAAACACUGGAGAAGAGCAUUGGUACAAUCCUGAGUCCUCGAGUUAUGUUUCACAACGCAGCCUCCAACAUCAUCUGCCAGGUCCUGUUUGGUACGCGUUUUGACUAUGAUGAUGACUUCAUCAAAGUGGUUGUUCAGUGCUUUAAAGAAAACUCCAAGAUAGCGAAUGGGCCUUGGGCUAUGCUGUACGACUUUGUUCCCAUGAUUCGAAACCUACCGCUGCCGUUCAUGAAGGCCUUUAAGAACAUUGAGACAUGUAAGAAACUUGCAACUGGUCUGAUUACUGAGCACAAAGAAACCAGAGUCCCAGGGAAACCACGAGACUUCCUUGACUGUUAUCUGGAUGAACUAGAUAAGAGGAGCGAUGAUGGCUCCUCUUUCUGUGAGGAUCGACUCAUCAUGUUUGUUCUGGAUCUUCACUUUGCUGGGACUGACACCACAUCCAACACCCUGCUCACUGGCUUCCUCUACCUCACGACCUACCCUCUUGUACAAGAGCGAUGUCAGCAAGAGAUAGACUGCACUUUGGAAAAGAAGGAUCAGGUCACUUAUGAUGACAGACACAACAUGCCUUACAUGCAGGCUGUGAUCCAUGAAGUCCAGAGGAUAGCCAACACUGUCCCUCUAAGUGUCUUCCACUGUGCAACAAAAGACACAGAGCUCAUGGGUUAUUCGCUACCCCGGGGUACGUUGAUCAUCCAGAACCUGAACUCAGUGCUGAAUGAGGAGGGACAGUGGAAAUUUCCUCACGAAUUCAACCCUGAAAACUUCCUGAACGACCGGGGAGAGUUUGUUAAACCAGAAGCCUUCAUGCCGUUUUCUGCAGGUAUGAGAGCCUGGACCCCGAGUGUUUGUGUUCUGUCUUCUAUUCUAAGAACUGUACACAACUUACUGGAUGAAAAUGAUGUCUCAGGUCCUCGCAUGUGUCUUGGAGAGGGCCUGGCUCGUAUGGAGCUCUUCCUCAUCAUGGUGACUCUGCUGAGGAAGUUCAACUUCAUCUGGCCUGAGGAUGCAGGACAGCCAGACUACACGCCAGUUUAUGGAGUCACUCUGUCUCCCAAACCUUACUGCAUGAAGGUCCAACUCAGGGCCACACAACAGAAUCUGCAAAAACAAUGAAGGAUAAUCCAAAUGGACGCAAGUGGCCAGUAACCCAAAGUCCCAGUGACGACGAAUACAGUGGAGACAACAGAGGGCUGUUGUGCUACUAUUUACUUGUUAAUGUAAUGGAUAAUCCUGUGUGUGUGUGUGUGUGUGUGUGUGUGUGUGUGUGUGUGUGUGUGUGUGUGUGUGUGUGUGUGUGUGUGUGUGUGAAAGGCUACAGGAAGUGAUGGUAUGCAAGCUCUGUUGCGGGUGAGUGAAUUUAAACUAUUUUAACAUAGCUGUAUAGAUUACAAAACAAAUUAUUCUUUCCUAAUAACUGCUCCUAAUCAUCUUUAUUGUAUGUAUCUUUAUUAUGAAUAAUAAUAUUAAAUAAAUGUUCAUAUCUAAUAGCAUAGUAUCUUUCAUGCUAC